Messenger RNA from Lodderomyces beijingensis, 1353 nucleotides. The record is from the annotation of a GenBank genome assembly. NCBI's taxonomy places the organism in Eukaryota, Fungi, Ascomycota, Pichiomycetes, Serinales, Debaryomycetaceae.
AUGCAAGUUACUCACGAAACGCAAUUUUUGAAUGCACCUUCUGCAUCCACCCCAAACGGUUUUAAACGCUUUUUCAAAGCAAACCCAAACGAUUUGUCAAAGUUGAAGGGUUUACCAACUUCAACUGUUACUGUUGAUGUUAAUGCCGAUUUUGAUUUGAACUGCAAGGAAACUACGAUUAAGAAAACUACUGCACCUGGUGAAGCUAAAAAGCUUCAAUCAAACCAGGACACCAAGGACAAUGGUUCAACCAAGUCCGAGUCCAAGUCCGAGUCAGUCAAAGUCAAAUCAUUCAAUGUCCACCAAUUUUUAAAGUUGGUUAUCAAGAAGAAGAAUACCAAAGUCGAGUCAUUUGGUGUGCGCCGCUUCUUAAAGUCAGUGUUUAAGAAGCAUACCAAGAUUGAGUCCCGUUCCGAAUCAGUUAAUGCCGCGCAAUUGUUGAGACCAUGUAUUAAAAAGCAUACCAAGUUAGAGCCUGUGAUCGAGUCCGUGUCCGUGUCCGAGUCUCAGUCUGUCAAGGUUCAAUCGUUCACCGCCGAACAAUUCUCAAUCAAGCCAGCUGCUCCAAAAUUGCAACCAGAUGCAGUUGCCUUGAACGCCGCCCGCGAUGUUUCCCACCUGAGCUGCUUUGAUAGUUCAUCCCUUUUUGGAACUACAAACAAAGCAUAUCAAAGAAAUGCUACACGUUCAAAUUCAAACUCAAGCUCCAGUUCAAGCUCCAAGUCUUCAAACACCAAGCCCAAGUUUCUUGAAUUAUUCGCUGAUGGCCACAGUGAAGAAUCCAUGAGGCUUCUUGAUGCUUUUGAGAACCGAGUCCGCUUAGUUCAAUUCUCACCACAUGUGAUUGAACAUGAGUUCGUCGAAGUCACCUACGAUGAUGAUCAACAAGGGCAACAACCUGUGCAAGGAAAACAACCUCCACAACAAAAACAACCAGUGCAACAACCUGUGCAACAACCAGUGCAAGAACAACAGAAAGUGUUGGUUCCUCAGCCAUGCCGUUGCCACGUCCAAAAAGUCAAGGCAAAGUUCAUGAGGUUGCAAACCAAGAUGACGGGCUGGUUUCAAAUUAAGCUGAAGUCCAACCAUGGACUACUCUUUGACACCGAAGGAUUAUCUGCAGAAAGCAUCCAGACUUUAAGAAACCCCGGACGUUCCUGGUUGAACUACGAAGAGGCACUAGUUAACAAGUGCGUCGAGGUGGACAAGAGUAAAGCUGUGCCCCGUGAGAAGCAGCGUGCUGCCUCAUCAACAAAAUAUGGAAGAGUCUUCAUGGGAUUCGGAUAUAUGGAUGAGUCAUGGGGUUUCAACAUCAUCACCAAGUCCAACACCAACAAAAACAGGCACCCUUGA